AUGACAAGGCAAUGGAAAGGGGAAUGGGCAGCUGAUAACCACCUUUUCUCUCGUCUCUCCCACUUGCAGAAAAAGAGGAGGGCAGCCACUGCCCGUCGGCAGCACCUGAAGAGUGCUAUGCUCCAGCUUGCUGUCACUGAAAUAGAGAAAGAAACAGCUGCUAAAGAAGUGGAAAAGCAAAACUACCUGGCAGAACAUUGCCCUCCUCUGUCACUCCCAGGAUCCAUGCAGGAACUUCAGGAGCUGUGCAAAAAGCUUCAUGCUAAGAUCGACUCAGUGGAUGAGGAGAGGUAYGACACAGAGGUGAAGCUACAGAAGACCAACAAGGAGCUGGAAGACUUGAGCCAGAAGCUCUUUGACCUGCGUGGCAAGUUCAAGCGGCCGCCGCUGCGCAGGGUGCGCAUGUCCGCCGACGCGAUGCUGCGGGCCCUGCUGGGCUCCAAGCACAAGGUCUGCAUGGACCUCCGAGCCAACCUGAAGCAAGUGAAGAAGGAGGACACUGAGAAGGAGAAGGAUCUCCGCGAUGUCGGUGACUGGAGGAAGAACAUUGAGGAGAAGUCUGGCAUGGAGGGCAGAAAGAAGAUGUUUGAGGCUGGCGAGUCCUAAGCACCCGCGUCUCCACAGCUCUCCUCCUCUCCCCGCUGUCCCCGCUGYGCCGCCGGGCUCAGGGGCGCUGACYGGSUGCCAUUUCUCUCUAGUUUUGCCAAGAGCUGCAUCGUGGCAGCACUGAUGUAAAUAAAGCUUU
Molecule: messenger RNA, 745 nt
Organism: Malurus melanocephalus (red-backed fairy wren)
Lineage: Eukaryota; Metazoa; Chordata; Aves; Passeriformes; Maluridae
Gene: TNNI2
Product: troponin I2, fast skeletal type
Exons: 6
Coding region: 1-606 (201 amino acids)
Biological process (GO): muscle contraction
Cellular component (GO): troponin complex
Source: RefSeq, a predicted model, not a curated record